AUGUCAACCGCGCCAUUCGAGGGUCCAUCGUCAGGUUUGAGUUCUUUUCUGCUUUUUUUCAGUUGUUCCAAUUGUUGCUCAACUUUAGGUCCAGACCCUGGUUUUGAGGCAGAAGGCGGCCAGGGGGUCGAAGGGGAAGACUUCGUACCGCCACGAGUGCCUGAAGGCACGUCCACCGCUGAAGUCGUCGACGACGAAGAUCCAAAUCGAGGCUCUGACGAUGAUGACGACGACAGCGAUGAUGAUGAUGACGUCGAUAGCUCUGACGGCUCCUCAGAAGAGUCUGACGUCACGGAAGAAUCCGAGGACGACUUUGAGAACACCUCUGAAGACUCCGAUUCGUCGACCAUUUCUGGAAUUUCCAACCUUUCUUCCAUUUCGAGCCUUUCUGGUUUUUCAGAACUGUGGAGACGCUACGGGCCAGGGUUUGUUCUUUUGUGGAAUUAUUUUCUUUUUAAUUUUUCCUUUCUAGAAGGGUCGGUCGAGAAGUUGAAGAGAUGGAGGUGGAGGUGGAAGAAGAGGUCGCGGAGCCGGAAAACGAAAAUGAAUGGAUUUAUCAAAUCGUUGCGGAAAAUGGCCAUAUCGACUAUGAACAUUUGAUGUAUUUGAGUCAACGGAGAGCCUUGCCGUUCGCUCGAAUUUCUGUGCCACCGACGCCCGAAGGAAGUUAUGUAGAGGACGAAGAGUAUGAGAGGGACCAACAUUUGCCGUUCUACGUCGACGCCUUCAGACGAAACGUUGAGGUAGAUAUUUCGGACGGAGAUGAGAAUGAAGGCGACGACGAAAUGGACUUCGAUGAAGAAGAAGAGGACGAACAGGAGCAGAAGGAGGAACAUGAGGAGCAGGAUGAUGAUGUUCAUGUAAAACAAGAAGACGAGGAAGUGGAAGAAGAACAAGAAGAAGAGCAGGAAGAGAAAGUAGACGAUGAAAGUGAAGAAGAAGCUGUGGAAGAUGAAGACGAAGCUGGUGGAGAUGAAGAAGAAGCCUUGGAAGAAGCAGAGUUCGACGAAGAACAAGAGGAAUUAGUCGAAGAAGAAAAAGAAUUCGAAAUGGAAGGGGAAGAAGAAAUCGAAGAUGAAGAACUUGAAAUGGAAGUAGAAGAAGAAGAAGAAGAAGAAGUUGUAAUGGAAGACGAAGAAGAAGAAGAGGGCGAAGAAGUAAUAGAAGAAGAGAAAGAUCGCAUAGAAGUUAAAAUAGAGGACGUCUCCGAACAGCCAGAAGAAGCUGAAUAUGAAGGUUAUUUUUUUGAUUGUUUAUUUAGAGCACCCAAUUUUGUGGACUAUAUCGCAGCGAGAGUAACGCUAUACCGCGGGGGAGCCGCGAGCGAUCUCGCUCGCCUCCUGCUGCGACCUCGCAAACGUCUUGCGCUAUAUCGCUCUCAGAAAAAUGUUUCUUCAAAAAUUUUUUUUUCUUGAAUUUGAUUGAUUUCAUCAUAAAAGUCAAAAAUAAAGCAAAAAAAAAGGUUUACGAAUUUCAAAUUUUUUUGAGAGGGAGCGAUAUUGCAGCGAGACUUUGACGAGGUCGCAGCGAGAAGCCUUGGCUAUAUCGCGUGCGGCCCGCUGCGAUAUCGGCAAUUAUGUUGGGUGAGGGGAAAGAAAUCUUCGCGAGUGUUUUACGUGUGAUAGGUUGGCGAAUUCAUUUCUCCCUGAGAAAACAAACUUCAAAACAGCCCAUAAGGAAAAAAGACGCUUGAAAAGCCUGUUUUAUCUGUUUUUUACCGUAGGAAACUAUUGGAAAGUUUUGUCAAGUAUUUUUGGGGAGAAAAAACAUUAAAAUCUGUUCGUUAUCUGAUAGUAAAACAAUAAUAUUUCCCACAUACUUUCAAUGUCUCCAAAAAGUUUUUGAGUAUUAAACACAGACGAAUGGACAAAGAAAGUUGCAGAAAUGGCGGAAGAGGACGCCGGAUCUUCUUCGACUGGAUUCGAAGAACUUCACGAGGAACGUCCCUUUGACAGUGCGACAAGCUCUUCCGACGACGAAAACGUCGGUCAGCCUCAACAUCGGAUACGAACCUUCCUUCCCUUCUUUCGACGGCAUUUCCUCGGGUAUCCUUCGUUCGAAUCGUCAUUUUAUGCGAAGUAUUUCAGAAGAAACGGUGAACAGAUGAAUAUAAUAAACUCUGUGCAAGAAGAUAUUGGAAAUCGGAUACUUCAUAUGACCACAGCUUCGUUGGUUUUUUUUAAAAUUUUCUUUUUGUUUCGAAUCUAAUUUGAAAAAAGAACUUUUGGGUUUAUAUUCUGCCGUGGUUUAAAACGCUUCCUUCGUCGCUAGCUUGUAAACAUUGCACAGAAAAACUUAUUUUUUUGCGCUUUUUUUUUGGUGUUAAUUGUUUCUAACACCCUUGGAUGUCUUGAGCCAGUCGUAGACAAUUUAGGGGAACGCGUUCUUCAAAUUUCAAUUUCUAUGAGGUUUGAAACAUUUUCGAUGGUCAUUUUGUUUAACUUACUCCUUUUCUAAUUAUUUUUGUAUCGUACUCGCUGAUAUUCACUAUAAUAUGUUUUUCGAUUUCUCCUUUUUCAAUCGUUUUUUUAGAAUUACUUUUUAGUUUCAACUAAAAAAGAAAAAAAAAUGUUAAAACGUCGACUUGGCAUUGUUUUCUUUUUUUCUUUUUUCUUUCUUUUCAGCAUAAUAUACUUAGUUGAAAAAAAUGCAAAAUUUACUUAAAACAAAUAUCAUUCUGGAAGAAGUUUGUGUUAUGGAAAAAUAUAUUUUUCCCGAUUUUCGCACAUUAAACUGAAUUUUUUCUUUUGAAAGGAUUUUUUCAGGGGUUCUGAACUUCGGAUAGCACCUAAUGAGGAGUCCGCCUCGACAUCGGAUCAAGGGGCUGACGCAGACGCAGAGACGCUUGAAGGAGAAGAAGAAGUUCAUCCGCUGGUCUCCUACUGCUUCCGACAGGCGAUGAGGGCCAGGGGAAUUCCAUUGGAUCGCAAACGAAAAGUGGUCGAACCGGAAAUCGUGGUGAAGAGCGAGCCGAUGGACGAUUACGAGGAUGAUGGACCGUGCUCUUCUCGGCAGAAUCCGAGAUCUUCCCAUCAAAAGCCGUCCACCUCUCGACCAUUUUUCAACAACUACGUCAACGGCCGAAGAGACACGGCUUCUUCAUCAAAACCUUCCGCCGCCAAGGAAAUUGCCAAUAAACGCAGAGCAACCGUUGUCGAUGCCGUUAAGAAGUUCUGCGGCCAGGUACCUUAACUUUUAAAUAGUCAUAAGUGAUGGAAGAAAAUAAUUUUAUUCACUUGAGUGCUCCAAUUUAAUCAUCUUUCAUUUUUAUUUUUUUCUAAAUUGAAGAAAAUUAACAAUAUAUUGUCUUUUCAAAAUUUCUAUUACGUUAGCAUAUUUUGGUUCUCCGUUUAUGAGAAGGGGAAAGUUUUCAGAUCUCUCAUCAUCUUAACACUCUGGAAGCGACUUCGAGUGUCCAGUUCUUUGAAGCGAAUCUCAUGACCGAUGAGUGCGACUUGGAGAUCACCUUGGCUUCGGGACUUCCGCUUUUCGAAGAUCCGGUCCCCGAACCAGUACAAGUUGCCGCGCCAGCUCCGCCUCCGCGUACUGUUUUUUUACGAAAUUUAUUUCUUUUUCGAAAUCUAAAUCGCAAAAAAAUCGGCUCUGUCAGUAGUAAAUUAUUACAUUAAACCCUCUAGAAAGUUGAAAUUGCAAGUAUAAAACCUCAAAUUUUUUUUGUUCAAAAUGGAGUUCAUUUCAAAUAUAUUCCGGUAAUUUUGAGCUAGAGUCGAUCGGAAAACCAAUAAAUCAUUUAUUGUAAUGAAAUUCGUCCAGUGAACCUAGUACCACUGUGAACUCACUUCAUUAUAAAUUAAUGAAAAAAAAUAAAUUUUUGAAUAGAAGUGCAACUAUUUUUUUGAUUUGUUUUUUUGUUGUGUUAUAUUCUAUUUUUCUGUAUUGUUUAUAUCUUUAAAAGUCAUCAGAGAAUCUGAUUUGCAGCCGAAAAACCGAAAAGGAGGAGCGGUCGAUUGGCUGCGAACGCUGCUGGAUCCUCACGACAAGAACCUCGCAAGCCCGUCAGAGCGGAUUCUGAAGAUGACGACGACGACGUCGCGGGUCCUUCUGUCAAGUCGCCGUCUCCUGUCGUUCCACCCCUCAAACCUGAAGUGAAGGUCAACGGCGUUCUCGAGAGUCGGAAGGACGAAGCAGGGCCUGCUAAAUUCACCAAGCCAGCCACUCCCGCUGUGAGGAACUCACCGGCGCCUGUAGGGCGACAAACGCCGAAUGGAUCGACUCCCAACACGUCUGCUUCGCCCAUGACAGUGACUGUGAUGACGAGGUCGGCACGCGAUAGAAGUGACCUCAACCAACAGCCGUCGACGUCUUCUUCGACUCCUGCAGUUCCGACGAGGUCGUUGAAGAGGGACGUUCGGGAGAAAGAGAAGGAAAAGGAGAAAAAACACGAGGAGGACGCUGAGGAUUCGGUUCGUUUCCAAGUACGGAUGUCGAUGAACGAGGGUUUCAGAACGGAGAGGAGCCGCCGGUCAAACGUCAAAGGCGGAGUGUCAAUCAAACUCCUGUCGUGGAAAAGGCCAAGCCGAAAAAAGUGAGAGUUUUCUUGUUCUUUUUUUUUUUGAUAAAUACGUUUUUUCAGGAAGUCUCGGUGAAAAAGAGGCAGAGUGCUCGUGUGGCCAAGAACGUCAAGGCCAAGGCGGAGGAUGAGCCAACCUACUGCUUCUGCAACCGGGUCAGUUGGAAAUUCAUGGAAAGAACCGAAGAUUCAAGCUACUGUAGGCAUUUAUGCGAUAACUGUCAAAAAUGCUUUUUUCUUCAUUUUUUUUAACUUGUCAAACUUUACAGUCAUUUUUACCGUUCACAAUGAAAUUUUCCAUAAGUUUCAUUUAAAAAAACUCUUUUAUAGACCGGGAAUCGAUCCCGCAUAGUCGCUAUCUGCCCGAACUUUACGUUUUGGAGAUAUGAAUUUUUGAAGUUUUUAUCGGUUAAAAUGUGAUCUUGUGGUGAAAUGAUGUUACCGCACCGACAGCCACCGAAUGGCAACUGGGAGCAUGCAGAAUCGACUCCUACUCCUUCAAAGAGUGUUUGAUCAAAAUCAAAAUUACAGAAAACUACAGUAGGAUCGGUAAAAUAACUUGCCAUGUUAGUAUAUCAGCAAGCAGAGAAAUCACAUGCGAGAGACUUUUCAAAUUUUUCUGCGUUACAAAAGAGAUGAGAUGAAAUGAAGCAUUCAUUUUUUUGUUCUAUCAAUUGAAAACAAUUUGUUUCACCUGCAUUAUCCGGUUUAUCUCAAUGGCGGGUUGCAGAUAUCCUUCGGCGAGAUGGUCGGAUGCGAUAACGAAAAGUGCGAGUUCGAGUGGUUCCACUUCGAAUGCAUCGGACUGACUUCGAAGCCAAAGGGCAAGUGGUUCUGUCCGGACUGCCGUCACCCGGACAAUCCCAAGCUGCCCAAGCCUCUCGUCGCCGGAAACGGCCUUUCCAACGGAGGCCGCAGUCACAAGAACGACGACAAAGACAGCGAUUCGUAG
This is a messenger RNA of Caenorhabditis auriculariae, 5483 nucleotides long. NCBI's taxonomy places the organism in Eukaryota, Metazoa, Nematoda, Chromadorea, Rhabditida, Rhabditidae. The record is from the annotation of a GenBank genome assembly.